Messenger RNA from Chelonia mydas (Green sea turtle), 1331 nucleotides. It is a transcript of the gene WDR73, whose product is annotated as WD repeat domain 73. Gene Ontology annotation, biological process: cytoplasmic microtubule organization. The record is from RefSeq and is a predicted model, not a curated record. Lineage: Eukaryota; Metazoa; Chordata; Testudines; Cheloniidae. Gene Ontology annotation, molecular function: protein binding. Gene Ontology annotation, cellular component: spindle pole; cytosol. Bases 55 to 1191 code for a protein of 378 amino acids. The transcript has 8 exons.
GGGAGGGGUCAUGUGACUCUCUGGCCGUUGGGCAGCGCGCGCGCCUGGCCCGGGAUGGCGGAGGAGUCUGCGGAGGCCUGGCUGCUGGAGUCCUUGCGGCUAUAUCAUGAUUUGCAUGUGUUUGAGCUCCAAGAGCCGACAAGAGUCAUCGAGUGGGCAGGAGAAAAAAGUGUCUGUGUAGCGGGAUAUGAAAACUCCAGAAGAAAUGAAAUUCUCCAGCUCCUGUUGCCUCAAAAACUGUAUGUGAAAGAGAAGCAGGGUGUGUGUCCCGAGAGAGAUUUCAAGGUGGAACGUGGUGGAUUUUCCGACCGCCCUGUGUACAGCCUGCGGCAUGUGCCAGACACCAGCUUGCUGGUAACAAGUGGCCCACCAGAUAGUUCCCUGCAAGUGUGGCAGUUGGCAGCGGAGGACACUGAUGUUAUUAAAUUCGUAAGUACCAUCCCCACGGGAAAUGACAGCAAGAAACCUUGGACUAAAAUUGCAACCACUUUGGCCAGAACCCCCUGUGUCCUUCAUGGCUCAAGAGUCAACAAUGUCCAAAUUACAGAGAUUGAAUCAAAGAAAAACAUCUACACAGCAGUCUCCAGUGGCAGCGAUGAGGUCAGCGGCCUGGAAUUCCUGGACUGUAAUACUUUGCUGGCCUGCUGCGUAAAGGGGCAGCUGUGCCUGGCAGAUGUUCGACAGCCGCAGAGUCCACUGGGUGAUACGUCCGUUCCUUCGGCACUCAGUGGGGAGCAGUGGUGCAUGGGUGUCGGUCCUGGUCUGCAGGGCUCUGAUGUGAAUGCCCCCACUAUAGCUCGCCUCUCGUCUGGAGGACAGCUCAUACUAACAGACUUGAGAAAUAUCCCAAAGCCUCUGAAAUCGGCCAAGUGCAAAGUUUCUGCAGCCAGCCCAAGCACAGAGUUCCUGCGCGUCUCCUGGGCUCCUGUUCUGGACGGAUGCCUUGCCAUUUCAGGCUUCAAUGGAACUGUUCACAUCUAUGACACACGGAGCUGGCCUGCGUCUGGUGGAGAAGCAGAGCCGCUGUUUAGUCACAAAGGACAUCUCUUCAGUGGCAUGGACAACGGCAGUGACUUUCCCCUGGUUACAACACAUGCUUGGCAUCCUUGGAAACCAAGAAUGUUGUUAUCAGCAGCAAGUGAUGGCUCCCUGCAUGUCUGGGACUGGGCAGAGUCUCACAAGAACAGUUGAUCUGUCUUCCUGUUAUUUACACUCUAAAAUCUGCUGCCCUUGCACGUGUAACCCUGCGUCUACGGGACACUCUAGACUGAAGAUCAUCGUUCAGAAUAAGUUUUACAAUUUGGAUUAUUUAAAACAGUAAGAAUUUUAAA